Molecule: messenger RNA, 842 nt
Organism: Psylliodes chrysocephalus
Lineage: Eukaryota; Metazoa; Arthropoda; Insecta; Coleoptera; Chrysomelidae
Source: the annotation of a GenBank genome assembly
CUUAAGUUAGGAAGAUUAUGGAUCAAUUUCAAGCAGCUUUUCUCCAACUUGUUGAGCAACAACGAAAAUUUAUGGAAGAAAUGACCAAACUUGCACAACCAAAGAGCAAUACUGAACUUAUAAUUGAAUCCUUAGCUAGUAACAUAGUGGAAUUUGUCUAUGACCCCGAUUCUGGUAUUACAUUUGAAACUUGGUUCAGUAGAUAUGAGGAUUUAUUUUCUGAAGAUGCUAAAGUCCUAACAGACUCUGAAAAAGUUAGACUACUACUUAGAAAGUUAAAUACUUUGGCACAUAGUCGGUAUGUCAACUUCAUUUUACCUAAACAGCCAAAAGAAUUUAAUUUUAUAGAAACAAUUAAUAAAUUGAAAACAAUUUUUGGACGAACUAUGUCACUUUUCCAUCUGAGAUUUAAAUGUCUUCAAUUAACAAAAAAUCCAUUUGAUGAUUUUGUUACAUAUGCCGGAAUUGUCAACAAAUAUUGUGAAAAUUUCAAUCUAAAAGCACUUGACGAAAAUCAAUUUAAAUGUCUUAUUUUUGUUUCUGGUCUACAAUCAUCACUUGAUGCAGAUAUUCGUACAAUCUUACUUGCUGAAUUGAAUGAUCCAAACAAAUCAAUAAAUUUGGAAGAGAUAGUUUCCAAAUGUCAACAAAAACUCAAUUUAAAACAAGAUACUGCUAUGAUUGAGAAUAAAACACAUUCGAUUGAAACAUCCACAGUCAAUGCAGUUUUAAACACAUCCAAAUCUUUUACACAAAAGUUCCCAAGACAAGACAAGCAAGUAAAUAAUCAAGAGUGUAUGUCCCCAGAAGGUGGUUUAAAAAUAUACGACGUAGCGUUAUAG